Molecule: messenger RNA, 1167 nt
Organism: Cantharellus anzutake
Lineage: Eukaryota; Fungi; Basidiomycota; Agaricomycetes; Cantharellales; Hydnaceae
Exons: 6
Coding region: 242-997 (251 amino acids)
Source: RefSeq, a predicted model, not a curated record
CACACUCCACCUUCACCUCUCCAAGAGCAUGUCGAGCGGAAACAACCUGAGCUGCGACCCGCGAGCGCCACCUAACACUCCAUACUAUUUCGUGGAUAACAGGUCAAUUAUUGUGGCUCUAGGUGUACGUCAGGAUCAUCAGCUUUUUCAAGGUUGACUCACCAUGCAGUAUCGAUGGCAUCGGCAAGGUUGGAAACGGCAUUUUCGUCCUCUCAGCAUUGCUUUUGCAUUCUGGAUCUUCAUGGACGUCAUUCAGAGCCUUGCCCAUGCCCUUUCGCUUCGUUGGGCCGUUCUAGGCAGAGUGGAUCAGGGUGGGGAACACUGCAUUGCCCAAGGGGUACUACAGCAGUUUGGCAAUACAGGGACGGCCAUAUCGGCGUUAUUAGUAGUCCUACUGGUCGUUGGAUAUUAUUGUCGCGUCAAGUGGAUCGAAGAAAACCCAGCAACAGUGUCAUGUUGUUUGCUUGCUUUCCUGGUCACGUUCUUGAUUACCCUCAUCGUCCCACCCGUCAGUGUGAUAUCGAACUUGUAUGGGAACACUGGGCUUUGGUGUUGGAUAGUCCAUAGCGAUCCUUUAAACUCCAGGCUCCAACUCGGCACCUGUUAUGUAUUAAUGUGGCUUGCAGCACUCAUAUCGUUACUGGGAUAUGGUUAUGUGCUCUUGGGGACCCUCAACAACCCUGACCCAAAAAUACAGGAGGGAAGCGACAGCAUUAUCCUUCCCUCCUACACGGUGGAGGAGGCAUGGGGAAUGAUGUGGUAUUCUCUUGCGUAUGUUCUUGAGGUGACGCCGAUAAGUGUCAUUCGACUGGUGCAGUUCGGCACGAAUGGUCCUUGUCCCGGGGUGGGACCUGGGUGGCUGAUAUUCGCAAUCGCCUUGUACAGCGCCUCAGGCCUUAUCAACACUAUUCUUUGGUUGACAACCGGACGCCGAUUCGGAUUUUCGACCGAACAGGAACGAAGAAAACCUUAUGGGCCACAUGCACAGCACCCUUGACCGUUCUGUUCUGUCUUUCGCACGCUGCUGCAGUAUCAUAAAUUUUAGACGGUAGAGAGAGGGGUCGAGUAGAGAUGAUUGGCACCGAGUGAGCAAAACUGCGUUCCUUUACUACUUUAUCCUCUACGUGAGGGUGACAGCUUGGGGCUGCCUCGAGAUUGAAAUUCUUU